Messenger RNA from Perognathus longimembris pacificus (Pacific pocket mouse), 1736 nucleotides. RefSeq names its product matrix metallopeptidase 8 (gene Mmp8). NCBI's taxonomy places the organism in Eukaryota, Metazoa, Chordata, Mammalia, Rodentia, Heteromyidae. Bases 1 to 1404 code for a protein of 467 amino acids. Gene Ontology annotation, biological process: proteolysis; collagen catabolic process; extracellular matrix organization. The transcript is spliced from 10 exons. The record is from RefSeq and is a predicted model, not a curated record. Gene Ontology annotation, molecular function: zinc ion binding; metalloendopeptidase activity. Gene Ontology annotation, cellular component: extracellular matrix.
AUGUCCAACCUGAAGACACUUCCACUUCUCGGACUUCUCUGCAUGCACCUUUGCAGGGCCUUUCCGGUGCCUUCUGAGCACCCCGCUGAAAAAAAUGCAAAAACUGUUCAGAAUUACCUAGAAAAGUUCUACCAGUUACCAAGCCUCCAAUACCGGUCUGCAAGAAAGAACAGCGCUAGUAUGAUUGCUGAGAAGCUUAAGGAAAUGCAGCGGUUCUUUGGGUUGAAUGUGACCGGGAAGCCGAGUAAGGAAACUCUGGAGAUGAUGGAGAAGCCUCGCUGUGGAGUGCCGGAUCGGGGCGAUUUUAUGCUGACCCCAGGAGACCCCAAGUGGAAGCGCACGGAUCUGACAUACAGGAUUCUCAAUACCCUGCAGUUGCCGAGGGCUGAGGUGGAAAGAGCGAUCGAGGACGCCUUCGGAGUGUGGAGCAGGGCAUCGCCCCUCACUUUCACCAGGAUCCCGCAGGGGGAAGCGGACAUCCACAUUGCCUUUGUCCGCAGAGAUCAUGGUGACAAUUCUCCAUUUGAUGGGCCCAAUGGAAUCCUCGCUCACGCCUUUCAGCCCGGCCCAGGAAUUGGAGGAGAUGCUCAUUUUGAUGCAGAUGAAACAUGGACACAAAACUCCACCAAUUACAACUUAUUUCUUGUUGCUGCUCACGAAUUCGGCCACUCCUUGGGGCUUUCUCACUCCUCUGAUCCUGGAGCCCUGAUGUACCCCAACUACGCUUUCCGGGAGCCCAGCACCUACUCACUCCCCCAAGACGACAUCAACGGCAUUCAGGCCAUCUACGGACCUUCACGGAACCCCAUCCAGCCUACGGGACCUAGCACACCCAGAGCCUGCGAUCCCGAAUUGACAUUUGGUGCUGCCACCACGCUCCGUGGAGAAAUACUCUUCUUUACAGACAAGUACUUCUGGAGGCGACACCCUCAGCUGCGGCAGGUGCAGCUCAACUUCAUCUCUCUGUUCUGGCCAGCCCUGCCGAGCGGCCUUCAGGCUGCCUACGAGGACUUCGAUAGAGACCUGGUGUUCCUGUUUAAAGGCAGGCAAUACUGGGCUCUGAGCGGCUACGACAUCCAGCCCGGUUACCCCCGGGAGAUCUCGAUCUACGGCUUCCCGCACGCCGUCCAGGCUAUCGAUGCCGCCGUCGCCUAUGCGGGAAAGACGUACUUCUUCGUGAAUGAUCAGGUCUGGAGAUACAACAACCAAAGGCAAUCCAUGGAACCAGGUUAUCCUCAAGUUGUGUCAAGUGUUUUCCCAGGAUUAGAAAGUAGAAUUGAUGCCGUUUUCUUGCAGGAUCAUUUCUUCCUUUUCUUCAGUGGGCCAAGAUACUAUGCAUUUGAUCUUCUUGCUCGUAGAGUUACCAGAGUUGCAAGAAGCAAUUUAUGGCUUAAUUGUAGAUAAAGAAGCAAGAUCAGAAGUACUUCUACGCCCUUACUACGGACCUUGCAUGUCCACGCACUGUCCUGCGGAUUCUUCUCUCACUGCUGAACAACAAAAAAUGUUCUCUCCACCACCACACUCACCGGGACCAUUCUCAGUGAGAAGACACUUGGGAGCUCCCAUCGUCGGCCCAGGCUCAGUCUGUUCUCUGGUAUUCCAUCUCAGUUUAGUGGGGCCGUCACACAAGGGUGGGAGUGUACCUCGCGUGUCCCCUCAGAGCUCAUGAACACAUUACCAUUUGUCUGACUUCUGUCUCUCACAAUCGCAUUGCUUUCUUCUCUCACUUAAAAUAU